GGCUAGCGUAGCCGGGGACCGAGCGGAGCGGGGCGGCGCGGCUGGCGGGGCCGGCGGCGGCUGAAGCGAGAGCGCGACGCGACGCGACCGCGGCUUCCCGAGCUGAGCCUGGCCGCCCAGCGCCGCGGCCCGCCCGAGGCCUGGAGGGGUCCGGGCCGCCGUCCAUGGUCGCGGCGUCCUGAGGCGGGGGAAGCGCCCGGCGCCCCCGGCCCUCCUCCGCCUCCUCCCGCGGGGCGGGCGGCCUCCUCCGGCGCCUCCCCGCGCCCGCCCGCCGCUCGCCGCCGCCUCCCUCCCUCCUUCCCUGCGGCUCCCCCGGCUUUCGGAGCCCGGGGGCGGCCUGUGGCGCGCGGAGCCCGCGCCGGACUGCGCCUCUUUGGACCUUGAGGGGAAACAUGCGUUUGGCUUGGAUCGUUUGAAAUUCUGAGUUUGGGAUCCCCGCCCGCCCGUCCGCCUGCCUCUUCCGCCCCGCGGGUUUUUUCCUUUUUUCCUUUUGCUUUUUUUCUUUUUCUCCCUCCGGGUCUCCUUUUUGACUCCCUCCCCCUUUAUGCUCGCCCAGCCCUCCCCCCGCUGCUGAGAAGUGGGGGAGGGUCUCGGCCUCCAGCUUCCCGCCCCAUCGGGGCCCGGGCGAGCAUGGGGGGCAAGCAGAGCACGGCGGCCCGCUCCCGGGGCCCCUUCCCGGGGGUCUCCACCGAUGACAGCGCCGUGCCGCCGCCGGGAGGGGCGCCCCAUUUCGGGCACUACCGGACGGGCGGCGGGGCCAUGGGGCUGCGCAGCCGCUCGGUCAGCUCGGUGGCAGGCAUGGGCAUGGACCCCAGCACGGCCGGGGGGGUGCCCUUUGGCCUCUACACCCCCGCUUCCCGGGGCACCGGCGACUCCGAGAGGGCGCCCGGCGGCGGAGGGUCCGCGUCCGACUCCACCUAUGCCCAUGGCAAUGGUUACCAGGAGACGGGUGGCGGUCACCAUAGAGACGGGAUGCUGUACCUGGGCUCCCGAGCCUCGCUGGCGGAUGCUCUACCUCUGCACAUCGCACCCAGGUGGUUCAGCUCGCACAGUGGUUUCAAGUGCCCCAUUUGCUCCAAGUCUGUGGCUUCUGAUGAGAUGGAAAUGCACUUUAUAAUGUGUUUGAGCAAACCUCGCCUCUCCUACAACGAUGAUGUGCUGACUAAAGACGCGGGUGAGUGUGUGAUCUGCCUGGAGGAGCUGCUGCAGGGGGACACGAUAGCCAGGCUGCCCUGCCUGUGCAUCUAUCACAAAAGCUGCAUAGACUCGUGGUUUGAAGUGAACAGAUCUUGUCCGGAACACCCUGCGGACUGACCUGCGGGCUUGCUUGCUGACUCCUCUCAAAGGCCCGCCUGAUGUGCUGGACCAUCCCCCUGCUGCCACAGCCCCUGGCUCCGCAGUCACCCUCCAUCAGAUGCUUCCAGAAGCACCUACUCUGUGCAAGGGCGUUCACAACAGGCCAGUGGGCAAACGUGAGCCAGGGCCAGCGGAGAAACUCUAAAGAAGACUCGGUGGUUCAGAGCCUGGGCCUCAGCGCGGGACCCGUCUGGGGUGAAGACCUUGGGGCUAUUGUGAGUCGGCGGCAGGAACGUGGGCUCUAGACUGUGCAUUCAGGCUCUCCUACUUGGCAGAAUAAUCUUGGGGAAACGACUUCAUCUGAACUUCAGAUUUUUCACAUGUGAAGCGGGGACGAAACCAUGCAGCUCAGAGGUCCCUGUGGGGGCCAGGGCAGCUGCCCUGCAGGUCCUGGCACAUGCACAGCAGGCUCCCCAUAGCUUUGUCACCACAAAGGGCACUGUUCUAUUCACAGCACCUCCUGCUUCUGCCUGGCAACUGUGUCUCCCUGUGCUAUAUUUAAUUCCACCAGCAAAGCUGGCGAGGCAGGGCCCAGCCCUGACGGAGAUCUCCUUGCCUGACCCCUGGACCUGGAAAUGGAGGCUUCAUGUGCCCACCUUGGCGGCGUAAGCCUGCUGCUUUGGCAAUGCCACGGGUGAGCCGAGCAGCUGUGAGUUGGGUGGGGCAGGGCUGUAGCCCACGCCGGGUGCUAUUCCAGGCUCUAGGGGCUGGUGCUCAUCCCCACCCCCAGCGACUUCAGUCCUACCUGGCACGCUGCAGCCCUCUGCCGGCUGCGGUGUCCUCUGAAUUCGGACCUAGGUUGCCUGCUUUUGUUGUGGGGGUGGGAUUGGGGCUGUCUGUGCUUCCCAGGUGGAGCUCGUGUUUGCGAUGCUCUAUCCGGACAGCUCUCCAGAAUCCUGUGUUGCCCCUGUUCUGCCUUUCUGGGAUGGGAGAGAACGUGAGGGAGCCGGCAAGCAGGUUCUACCCUCUCUGCUAAGGGCCUAGCACACUUUGUUGAGGUUCCUGGACAUGAGACCCUCACAAAGACCAACCAUUCCUCUAAUAGCCAUUUAAUGGCACUGAGGUUCAUGGGAAAAUGUCCUCAUUCUUAGGAGAUAGAUGCUGGAUUAUAUAGGUGAAUGCCUUCAAGAAAUGUGUAAUUUAAUUCCAAAUGGUUCCCCCCAAAAUACACAAAGCAAAUAAGGCCAAAAUGUUCAUUGUUGAAUCUGCAGUGGCUGGUAUUUCAGUGAACAGUGUGCUUGUUCUUUCAACUUUUCUGUAUGUUUGGAAGUUUUCUUAAUAAAAGAUUGUGGGAAAUGGU
This is a messenger RNA of Pongo pygmaeus (Bornean orangutan), 2656 nucleotides long. It is a transcript of the gene ZNRF1, whose product is annotated as zinc and ring finger 1. Gene Ontology annotation, molecular function: ubiquitin protein ligase activity. Gene Ontology annotation, cellular component: cytoplasm; membrane; intracellular membrane-bounded organelle. The transcript is spliced from 5 exons. Gene Ontology annotation, biological process: protein K48-linked ubiquitination; proteasome-mediated ubiquitin-dependent protein catabolic process. The coding region runs from base 631 to 1314 and encodes 227 amino acids. The record is from RefSeq and is a predicted model, not a curated record. NCBI's taxonomy places the organism in Eukaryota, Metazoa, Chordata, Mammalia, Primates, Hominidae.